This is a messenger RNA of Linum tenue, 2371 nucleotides long. The record is from the annotation of a GenBank genome assembly. NCBI's taxonomy places the organism in Eukaryota, Viridiplantae, Streptophyta, Magnoliopsida, Malpighiales, Linaceae.
AAAUUGGAUUUACUCUAAAAUGUAAAAUCCACUUUGGCUUUCCCCCGCCAAACCCCACCGUUUUCGCUUUACUGUUCUCACGAACUUCUCCGAUCUUCUGCCAGUCUGCCACCCUAAUAGAAUAGAGAACUCAUCUGCCGCUGAAUUUUAGAGGGUUUUCGAAAUUUCCUACCGCCAGCGGUUCCAGAAGAAUCGAAGGAUUACAUUUAGCAAGAUGAUUCGAUCGGCGUUCAGACUAUCCCGAGCUGCAAUCACCGUCGCAAGGACGGCGCAUUCGGGAUUCAACUCCCGCAAGCUUGCAAUUGUUGCCCCAUCGGCGGCGGCGGCGUCACGGUCGCUUCAUGAGAAAAUCGCCGGUCCCAAUGCCAACCCAGUUGCCAUUCAGAUGAUAGACUACGCUCUCUCCCUUCCGCGCGUUCAAAAGUCAGAGGAAUCGUAUGGGGAAGCUAUGCUGGUGCUGGAGCAGUGCCUUGCUUCUCAGUCGAGUGAUGUUGAAGAUUUUGUGACCCAAAACUCCAAGGGAAUGGUGCUACUCGCCAUGGCCAAUCUCUCGUUUGACAGGGGGAACUUCAACGAGGCAUUGGAGCAUCUACGGAGAAGUCAUGAGCUGGAGAAGACAUCUUUGGGUGUUAAAGUUGCUGCACUGGAAGCUCUUGCUGGACUGAGCUUGGAGUUGGGGAAUGAUGAUGCUUCAUCAGUGCUCGCAGAUAAAUGUUUAGAACUGUUGGAAAAAGAUGAGUUAGCCAGUACCAGUGCUGGGUUUGAGGUUGCAGAAGCUCGUGCUAAGGCACUCAAAGGUUUUGUUGAGUUUGUUCGUGGCAAUUUUCAAGCAGCGGAAUUACUGUUUGGAGGAUUACAGGGAAAUGAUCACUGUGCUGGGUCUGCUGCUUUGUCAUAUGGAGAAUUCUUGCAUGCCACACGAAAUUUCUCAAUGGCUAAGGAAUUGUAUCAGAAGGUUACUGAAGGAGAGGCUGGGAACAAAGGUUUCAAUGACAUCAAUGCAUUAGCAGCUUGCAACAUGGCUUCAGAUCAAGUUCAGAUAGCAGCCACUUGUGCCCUGGGACAGCUUGAAGCACACAUUGGGAAAUUUGGCGAUGCGGAAGAAACAUUAACCAAGGCACUGAAUAAGGCUGAGUUACUAUAUGGUGCAUCACUUCAAACUCUCCCUUUCAGUGUUCUGCUGUGAAAAGAUUUCAUCCUUGAUAUCUUGUUAAUCUCAUUUCAUUAUCGGCUAUAUUCUCAUGUUCCUGUGGUUUAGGUCCUCGCCACCCUAGGGUUGGAGUGGUCUUGACUUGUUUGGCACUCAUGUUCCGACAGAAAGCGAUACAAGAACACUCAAGCUCUCUCUUGAUUCAGGAGGGGCUGUAUAGAAAGGCAAUCGAGUUGCUGAAAGUCCCAUCGGUGGAUUCUGAAGUUAAUCGAACAAUGGGAGCUUGGAGGGACGUUGCAGCACUUGCAAGAGCUGGCUACGGAGAAGCACUUUGUGUUCAAGAUAACAGAAAGAGUGAAGGAGAGAAGAUGAAAAGUUGGGCAGAAGCUCAUUGGAGAAACAGCCACUUAACUCUUGCUGAGGCGCUCAGAAUCACCGAAUCCUCGAACAGAGUUCCAGUGAUAGAUGCUCGAACUGGUAGAGCUCUGUAACUGUAAGCUCAUGCUCAAAGCAGAAGAAUAACAGCUGAAUGCUCUACUUGUUGUACAGAAAAUGAUGUAACCAUUAGAGACAUCUCUUUGAAGAAAUAAACUUUUCUGUACUAGUACAUUCUCCCAGAGAGUUACCACAUAGUAUGUCAAAUCCAAAGUACAAAGAUUGAAUACUUUUACAGAGGAAUAUCCAGGCCCUUCCCAAUCUCAACUCCAAUCACUUCAAGUAUGCCUCUGUGUAUUAUCAGUUCGACGAUGAAAGUCCCAAUUAGGCCAAUCAUGCAAGCCCUGGAGUUCCAGGUUUCAGCAGUCUUGGUAAAGCCUAGGAAUGGGGCUUGGAACUUGGGCUGAACUUUUGGCUGCACCACACCAGCAGGAAGCCUGGCGGCUUGGACUCUGAAAGAAAGCUGCUUCUGGGCGGGUUUGCUGGUCUGGGUGUUGAAAGGCAGCAGCAGGAGCUGGUGCGAGGAACGUUGAAAGGUGAGAGCUUUAGCAGGGAGAAGAGAUGGCGACGAAAUGGAAGACAGAGAAGCCAUUGUCGUUGAGAAAUGAAGGAGCUCUUUCCCGACCUUUGUUACAGUCGGAUGAAUUUCCGAGCGUUCUUCGCUUCUUAUCCACACGACGAUUCUGGUGGGCCUGCUCAUUCCAAUUUUAAGUGGCUGUGGUGUUAUUUUGGGGCCCGUACUUCUCUACGCUUCACGUUGUCCAAUUCUAUUUUAGGGAAGACGUG